GGAGAGCGAGCAAGGAAACUGAAUUAUAUUUUGCUGUGUGUGGAGACCUGUAUGCGAGCUUACUCUACAGGCACAGUAUAGACCUAUUGGUUGUUUUGGUAUGAGGGGAAUUCAUGCAUUACUUGAAGUUCACUUUGUUGUUUGAAUAAAAUGCUGAUCUGCUUUCAUACGACGUACCCUGAAUCUAUUGCCAAGUCUUCAUCUAUCUGUCUUUGUAUGUGUGCAAUGUGGAAGUCUAGUAGAGGAAGAAUAGCUUGUCAACGAAGAUAGUUCUUAGGGAAUUUGGAAUAAUUAGGCAUUUGAAGGACGAGGUGGAGGACUUGGAGGAACUAGAAAAAGAAAAGCAAAAGUAUUACACAUCAGAAAAUGCAGAGAUGGAUGAAUUCAUGGAGCAUGUGGGGAACUUUGCGAUCGAAAUGCAUGUACAAGUAGAGGAACUGAAAAGUCACUCCAAUGCGCUGAAGUCAAAAUUUUCAGAACUACAAGGCAGCCUCAACCAUUUGGAUAACUCCGAGAUAGCUGCAGCAGAGAGAAGAAAAUCAGAGCUCCAAACUAUCAAGCAGAGCAUGGAGAGAGAGAUGUCUCUGAAACACCAAUUCAGAGAGCAGUUGAGAAGGCAGCUUGCAAAUCUGUUGACCUACCAAAAGCCCACAUAGAGACAAAUGGUUUCACUUGUAAAGCUAAGGGCCAUUCCACUUCAUGUUGCUAACUGGUAAGUAUUGAAAAAUUAUGGCAUUUCUAGUUGGACUUUGGUACAACUGCGAAGUACUUCGUCGUCCCAUAAAAAGAGUCCUCAUUU
Cuscuta campestris is the source of this 799-nucleotide messenger RNA. The record is from the annotation of a GenBank genome assembly. NCBI's taxonomy places the organism in Eukaryota, Viridiplantae, Streptophyta, Magnoliopsida, Solanales, Convolvulaceae.